Messenger RNA from Pocillopora damicornis (cauliflower coral), 2443 nucleotides. RefSeq names its product calpain-9. Gene Ontology annotation, molecular function: calcium ion binding; calcium-dependent cysteine-type endopeptidase activity. The record is from RefSeq and is a predicted model, not a curated record. Gene Ontology annotation, cellular component: cytoplasm. NCBI's taxonomy places the organism in Eukaryota, Metazoa, Cnidaria, Anthozoa, Scleractinia, Pocilloporidae. Gene Ontology annotation, biological process: proteolysis.
GCGCAAGAUACUUUUCCUGCGGCUGGAAAAGGGCGGACUUGUGUUUGGGUUACUGCAUAGUUUAAAGCGAUAUAUCAGCUAAGGUUUGAUCUGUAACAACUCCAUCAAACAGGAUGCCUUACAAACAGUGGUACGAAGAUCUUGAGCAGAUCAAGCGUCGGUGCAGGCAGAGCGGCACUCUUUUUGAGGAUCCAGAGUUUCCUGCGAUCGACAGCAAAGUCUUCAAGAAGCGAGUGUUACCUGGUGGUCAGUCGUUCGAAUGGCUUCGACCUCAGGAACUGUUGGACGCCCAGCAAUCAAGCGAAAAGGCAGAAUUUGUGGUGGGUGGAGCAUCCCGUCUCGAUAUCAAUCAGGGCAUGCUGGGAGAUUGUUGGUUGCUAGCAGCCAUUGCAUCCCUAACACAAGAGGAGGGAUUGAUGAACAAGGUCAUUCGAUUGGACAAAUAUGACAAGUUUGGCAGCCCUGGUUACUGUGGUGCUUUUCAGUUCAACAUUUGGCAAGAUGGGCAUUGGGAGGAAGUUAUCAUCGAUGAUCGCCUUCCAACAUACAGGAAGAAACUGGUGUUCAUGCACUCCAAGGAGAAAAAUGAGUUUUGGUGUGCCUUGUUGGAGAAAGCAUAUGCCAAGUUACAAGGUUCGUAUGAAGCCCUCAAGGGAGGUCAAACAAUUGAAGCUAUGGAAGACUUCACUGGUGGACUGGGAGAAGACUUUGAUUUUAAGAAGAUGAAGACUGAAAGUGAGAGGGAGGACUUGUGGAGAGUCAUCGAAAAGGGCUUAAAACGGGGUGAUCUCAUGGGCUGCUCCAUCACUGCUGCACCCAAUCAGAUAGAAGCUAAAGGUGACUUGGGAUUGGUCAAAGGUCAUGCAUAUUCUGUGACUGGAGCGACCACUGUUAAUUAUCGUGGUCGAGGAACAAAGUUGGUCCGUGUGAGGAAUCCCUGGGGUAAUGAGAGAGAAUGGGAAGGACCUUGGGGUGAUAAAUCCAGCGAGUGGAGAGGGCUGUCUGAAUCAGAUAAAAGGGAUAUGAAGCUGAGUUUUGCAGAUGAUGGUGAAUUUUGGAUGUCUUUUGAUGAUUUCACCACAUAUUUUCACAAACUGGAAAUUUGCCACUUGGGCCCAGACAGUGCUAAAGGGGGUGGGGAACAUGGUUGGGAAGGAAGGGUAGAAAAAGGUGCUUGGAUUCGAGGUUCCUCUGCCGGUGGUUGUCGCAACUUUCUGAAUACAUUUGCCCAGAAUCCUCAGUUCAGGGUUGAUCUGGAAGAUACUGAUGAUGAUGCAGAUGAUAAAUGCUCCUUGACAGUGGCACUUAUGCAGACCAAGCGUCGCAAAUUGAAGGCAGAGGAAGGAAAGCCCAUGUUGACAAUUGGCUUCUCCAUUUACAAGGUCACAGAUGAGGAUUUGAAAGGUGGAAGAGCUGAUCGAAACUUCUUUGCUUACCAUGCCUCCACGGCCCGGUCUCCAGUAUUUAUCAACAGCCGUGAAGUGACUGGACGGUAUACACUUGAUCCUGGCUCUUAUCUUAUUAUUCCAACCACGUUUGAGCCCAACCACACUGGUGAAUUUAUUGUACGAAUCUACUCUGAAAAACCUGUCAAGACAGGGAAAGUUGAUGUGAGGACAUCCAUUCAGUCCAGGGAUGAACGCAAAGCUAAAUAUAGAUCAAGCCAAUCUAGUGAGGACAGCGACGCAGCGGAUGCUUCAUUUAGGCAGCUGUUCAAGAAGCUUGCUGGAGUUGACUUAGAGAUUGACGCGUUUGAGCUGCAACAGAUUCUUUCAACAGCAACAAAGAAGGUUCUGGGUGGCAAGGAAUUUAGCGUAGAAGCAUGCAGGAGUAUUAUUGAUUUGAAGGACGAUGACAAGACUGGAAAGCUGGACUUUGACGAAUUCAAGGAAGUAUGGAUUCUGAUUAAAGAUCUGUUGAAAAUCUUCUCUGAGCAUGACGCAGACAACAGUGGUACCAUGGACAUGUACGAGCUGCAAUCAGCUCUUGAAAAGCAAGGUAUCUAUCUCAGCCAAGAAACUUUGAAUGCCAUCUCUGCCCGCUUUAACAACAAGAAGGGAACCCUGUGUUUUGACGACUUCCUGCAGAUUGUCUGCCGUAUUUACUCAAUUAAAGAUGACUUUGACGGACAUGCUGACCGUACGGGUAGAGCUACGUUUAGCCUUGAUCAGUUCCUACGUACCUGUCUUACCAUGUAAUCUGACGGAGAUAAAAAAAAAACUGCUUGUUUAUCACCACAGUUAUUACUUUCUAGUUUUGCUGAUACGGUUGUGCACAGAAGGCAUUUGAAAGCGUGGAUUACAUUAAACUAAAAACAGUUCGCGUAGUUGUCUUUGUCAUUGGUAUAUCACAUAUAUUUAGUAUGCUUUGUCAGCACUCUACAGAUUUGUCACGCAAUGGUGUGACAAAUUCCGAGAGUCACUAUUAAGCAAACUUAUUUCUA